AAAAGAAUAAAUAAAACGCAUAAAAAAUAAAAAAAGAGUUAACAAAAGAAUUUUAAUGCAAUAUCCGCUUCCGUUUUAUAAACUUCCGUACACUUGUUUGGUAGCAUUGUCUGUCACCUUUGAGAAUUUGUGUACGUUGCGUUUGUUUAUUUCCCUUUUUCCUUUUGUUUUGCUUUUCACUUCAAUAAAAUUAUGCAAAGUGGUUUUUGUGUUUAUAUAACUAAUUCAACUAGAUCUUAGAUAAAACUUGUACAAUCCCGAGGGCAGUGGAUUUUGAGAGCAUUAAAAAAAAAAAAAAAGAAUUAAAUUUUAAAUACCAUUGAUCUUGAAGAAAUAAAUAAAUCAGUGAACAACCGAACUUUGAUAAAAACAAAUCAUAACAACGUGCGUGAAUAAUUCAUAUAUGCAGGUUUUCUGAUCGAGUCUUGUGUUGAAAUAAUCUGCUUACAACUGUUACAACUUGUCAAAAUUAAGAAAUGCUCUUGAAUUGGUUAACAAGAUGAUAAAUCGAAGUUAUUGCCCCUGUUGUCUACAAUAUAUGAUAAAAUUGUGUUUGCAUUUAAAGAGCCAGCAAUACAACAUUAUACGAUGGCAUCUGUUUGUAAUAUUUUUAUUAUGCAAUUGUAUAGAUUUUUGCAUUUCCAACAAACUCUACUCCUCCUCCACUUACUACGCAUCUGCUGCUGCUGCUGCUGCUGCUGCCGCUACCGGUCUUGCAUCGUCUUCUACUAUAUCGGUCACCGCAGUCAGUGCAUUCGAACCGGAUUUUGUUAUACCAUUGGAAAAUGUAACUGUGGCACAAGGGCGUGAUGCCACUUUUACAUGUGUCGUUAAUAAUUUGGGUGGUCAUAGGGUGAGUGGCGAUUCGACACCAGCUCGGGUGGCUUGGAUUAAAGCGGACGCCAAAGCAAUUUUAGCAAUUCAUGAACAUGUGAUAACGAACAACGAUCGAUUAUCGGUGACACAUAACGAUUACAAUACAUGGACACUAAAUAUACGUAACGUCAAAAUGGAGGAUGCCGGCAAGUACAUGUGCCAAGUUAAUACAGAUCCAAUGAAAAUGCAAACAGCUAUGCUGGAAGUUGUUAUACCGCCCGACAUUAUUAAUGAAGAGACAUCCGGUGACAUGAUGGUACCCGAAGGCGGCUCAGCCAAAUUAGUAUGCCGUGCUCGCGGUCAUCCGAAACCAAAAAUCACAUGGCGUCGCGAAGAUGGUCGAGAAAUUAUUGCAAGAAACGGUGCCCAUCAAAAAACGAAAGCGCUGGCUGUUGAAGGUGAAAUGCUCACCUUAUCGAAAGUUACACGCUCUGAAAUGGGCGCAUAUAUGUGCAUUGCAUCAAACGGUGUACCCCCAUCGGUUAGCAAACGUAUGAAACUACAAGUUCAUUUUCAUCCGUUGGUACAAGUGCCAAAUCAAUUGGUGGGCGCCCCGGUCUUGACAGAUGUUACUUUAAUUUGCAAUGUGGAGGCCUCUCCGAAAGCCAUCAAUUAUUGGCAAAGAGAAAACGGCGAAAUGAUAAUUGCUGGAGAAAGAUAUGUAUUAACUGAGAAGGAAGUCAAUAUGUACGCCGUCGAAAUGAUUUUACAUAUCAAGCGUUUGCAAUCAACUGAUUUUGGUGGCUAUAAAUGCAUAUCGAAGAAUAGCAUUGGGGACACCGAAGGCACAAUACGUUUAUACGAGAUGGAGCGUCCCGGCAAGAAAACGCACAGAGAUGAGGAUCUCAAUGAAGUUACGAAAAAUGAAAUUGUUCUUAAAGAAAAUAGACAUGAAGACAGCGCACGCAAUCAAAACGGUCGUCUGUAUAAGGAGCGCGGCUCUGAUGCUGGCAUUUAUGGCAGUUAUGCAUCACAUACACCCACCAAACAAUGGGAGCUUGUCAAAUUAAUAACAAUGUCAACAUUAAUAGCACUGUUGACAUCAACACGCAAUCUAUUCUUAUUACUGCUACCAUUAUCGUCAACAAAUGACAGCAAUCAACGCAGCAAUAAUGACAGAGAAAGGAGAAAAACUAAAAGUCAUUUAAAUAUAAAUGCGAGUUAAUAGGCCAAUCAAAGGCAAAACUAUGUAAUUAAUCAAAAUAAAUGAUUGCAACAAUUAAAUUUAAAAUGUAAUAAAACGAUGAUAACAA
Molecule: messenger RNA, 2129 nt
Organism: Glossina fuscipes
Lineage: Eukaryota; Metazoa; Arthropoda; Insecta; Diptera; Glossinidae
Gene: DIP-beta
Product: neurotrimin
Exons: 11
Coding region: 500-2041 (513 amino acids)
Cellular component (GO): neuron projection
Source: RefSeq, a predicted model, not a curated record